Messenger RNA from Botrytis cinerea B05.10, 4335 nucleotides. RefSeq lists its product as hypothetical. The record is from RefSeq and is a predicted model, not a curated record. Gene Ontology annotation, molecular function: nucleic acid binding; zinc ion binding. The transcript has 3 exons. NCBI's taxonomy places the organism in Eukaryota, Fungi, Ascomycota, Leotiomycetes, Helotiales, Sclerotiniaceae. The coding region runs from base 1051 to 3840 and encodes 929 amino acids.
GAGUGCAAUCAAAUAUUCCAAUACUGGCAUCCAUUCCCAAAACUUCUUCCCUUUUCCUCCCCGACGUCCAUUACAACCACAGCUCCCGUUACCAGUUGCCAGUUACCAGUUACCCAUAAGCUAUUCACUUCCAAAUAUUGUAAUUCUUGCAUUUCCUCCCACACCAGUCACAGCCAAUCAACCAAUCACACCUCCCCCCAUCUCGGCCAUAGCCCUUCUUCUACCGCUUCCUCUCUCUGUCCCUGGCGCUCGCCCUCAGUCUCUACGUGCAGUAGAAGAGACGAGGAAAAGGGCACCCCAGUUCAUAUUCACAGUUGCUGAUCGUGUCACUGGAAACUCCAAUAUAUUAUCAAAGUUGCCUACCUAGCCACUGACUCUCUGUACUUUGGGGAAGUGCACAUUCUUCUUCGCUUCUCUUCAGCUGCAGACAUAUUCGCGUGGGCAGGCCGAGUCAAGUCAUGGUCAAAAUCUGAGAAAGGAAAGAGGAAAAAAGAAGUCGUUAUAUUUGUUUUUCUGCUACUCGUACACUUCUUCUCUAUCCAUUCCAUUUUCAAUCGCUUUUGCAUGUGGAUGGAUUUGUUGGGCUGGGAAUAAGUGAACCUAGCAAGGUACUUAAAUAGUACUUUCUUUUGAUUUAUUUGCUGGGGAGUCCGGGGGGCUACACACAUCCAUACAACAGUCCAUCCUUGAGUACGGUCCAUGUUUUUUUUUACACAGUACCGUUGCACCACAUUAUUCUGAACAUCCCUUUCAAUUUCGCGGCCAACAAGAAAACCUUUUCUAUCCAUCCAAGUCGUCGAUGCUUUCCAUUGUCGCAACCACAAGGACCAAGAUACCAAGAAUUCACUAAUAAGCAUAUUCAACUUCUUCACAUUGCUCCUCGUCUUUCCGUCGCGUCAGCAUACUUUGUCUGCCAUCCAUAAGGUUACCGGUAUUUUAUCCAUUUGGUUUCUCGACUCAAGUUCAGCCCAGUGCCACGCAAAUUCAUCCCUCGGCCGAUCGAUGAUUUGUUAGUAAAUAGGAUUCUUUUUGUACAGAGGAGAGUCCGUUAUGUUGGGAAAUUGGUCUCAAGGUGGUCCUCAAGGACCACCACAAGGACCACCACAUAACUACAACAAUAGUUACUCUGGUCCACCUCAGAACUACAACAAUUCUUACAAUGCUCCUGUACCUAAUAAGACACCUCGUCUUCCAAUAUGCUUCACGUGCGGUCAAGAAGGACAUUACGUCAAGGAUUGUCCGAAUCAAAAUCAAAGUGGUCAAGCUGCUAUGGUUGCUCCCCAGACAACAAAUGUCAAUGGAUAUGGUGCACCACCCCAAACAAAACAGUGGGCAAGCGUUCAAAGUGGCCAGAUGGGUUCCAAAUAUGCUCCCUAUGCUGUCCCUGGAAGUGCUCCAAUGUCGCAAUUCACGGACCCUGGCCACAAUUCUCAGUUCAAUGGGCCAAUGCCAUCUGCUCCGAGUCCGCUUUAUCAACAACAUUCCACACCAAAUCCACAGCAACAGGGCCCCCCACAGCAGGCGUAUCCUAACCAACCUGUUGCCAAUGGAACUAACUACAACCAUCCAUCUCAACAGCAACAUGGAUCUCAAGGCUAUCAAGCUCCGUAUAAUCAACAUCCCCAAUCUAAUUCACCACAACCGUAUGGGCCAUCAACUCACAAUCAAAAUGGAUCACAGUAUCCUCCCCCAUCCGUCCCAGCUACUCCCUUUCAGUCCCAAAAUAAUGGUUACAAUCAAGGUUACAACAGCAGAAGUUCAUCAGUACCUCAUCAAAGCAAUGGCACGCCAAAUCAUGGGCAAUGGGUUGGUUCACCGCCAGCGGCGUCUUCUCCCAAUGGGCUACAACAACAGCAAGGUCAAAUGCAAUCAAACCCUGGCUAUAAUCGUGAGUUCAGAAGGUCCCAAUCACAACAAUCUCAGCAAAGUGAGGGUCGAAUGUGGGCUCAGCAAGGGGAAAGUCGAAUGGGAUCUCAGCAGCCUCAGCAAGGUACAAGUCGGGGGGCAUCACAGAAUCCACCGAUGACAUCCCCGGAGUUGAAUAAACGCGGGCUGUACAUUCCUCGAUCCAAAAACACUACACUCACUGCCCCUUCAAACGCUUCUCCCCAACCCGCCGAGGUACCAAUACCUUCAAGAGCCUCAAGUGUGGCGAGUACACCAUAUGGCUCGCCCAGCUCAAGAGACAACAUAUCUGAAUGGGAUGGUCAACCGGCCGUUUUAAAGGAAGAAAGUCACCGGACCGAUGAGGAAAAGCAGUUUAAUUGGGAUUACAAAAAGAUCUUCCAAGUUGCAGGCCAAAGACAUGAAACUGUUGCACUUGCCCAGCCUUUAGCUAACAGAUUUGAUAUGACCCCAGUCCCUCUCAUCGACAAGAAAUCAACCAUCUCAAUUUCAAGGUAUGCAAGAAGAGAAAAUUUGAAGGAGUAUAGACAGAGUGUCAGAAAGACACCUCAAUGGCCGUACUUGCAAGAAGAUCCAACUUUCCAGGAGUUGAAGGCUGGAGAAGAUUCAGUAUCUUUCCAAGACCUUGAUGAUUUUAUGCAAACGAGGCAUGGCGAUGCACAUGUAUCUAUUACAGCUCGAAAAGCCACCGCUGCAAAUAUACCGCGCACAGCUAAGCGUAAGCCAAGCCCAACGGAGCAAGAUGACAUCGAUGAACAAUUACAAGCUGAUGUUUCAACUCUUAAAAACAAUAAACGUCAAAAGGUUGAUGACCAGUCAUUCAAAUCUGCGGAUGGCUUGCCCAGAUUUUGUGGUGAUGAUGCAUUGAAAAACUCUCCACCUCUGGCUGAAGCGCCAGACGAUAUCUGGGCUCCUCAGGCAGGAGAGAGUGCCGACCCAACUGAAGCGUUACUGGCAUCUCUGGGUGUUUCUGGUGCUCCGAAACCGGUUGAGCCUGGACCUCCAGUCAUGAUCCCUAUGGAGGACCUUCAGCAGCCUAUCUACAGUCCCCAGCAACCUCUUUACGAAAGUCACCAGACCCCUUACGGUUCUCAAAAUACCCAACACAACCAACAACCCACGUUCAAUGCUCAGCAGCAGCCUCCGUAUACUCAGCAACCUCCGUUCAAUGCUCAGCAACCCCCAUAUAAUUCUCAACAGCAGCCUCCAUACAACCACCAACCACCGUUCAAUGCCGAGCAACGUCCUUUCAAUGGUCAGCAGCAGCCUUCAUAUAAUCGUCAACCUUCUUUCAAUGCUCAACAACCCCCUUACAACCCACAACAAACUCCUUAUAAUGCCCAGCACCCUCCAUACAACCACCAACCACCGUUCAAUACUGAGCAACGUCCUUUCAAUGCUCAACAACCUCCAUUUGUUGCCCAGCAGCACUCUUUUAAUCCUCAACAGCCUCCUUACAAUGCCCAACAGCCUUAUAAUGCCCAGCGACAUCCUUUCAAUCCUAACAUGGCAGGUCAACCUUUUAGACAAGACCCAAGCUAUGCUAAUGCUCGCCCUUCACUUUCCGGACCACAAGGCUUCAUUCACCAAAACAUACCUCCGCCACCACCACCACCAGUUGAAGAGGAGCCUAUGUUCGACCCGUGGCCAGAACACAAUGUUACGACAACACCGCCUCCCCCUGAUCACACGGACAAUGAUAAGGAAAAUGGGAAGAAAGAUAGUGAGGGAAAUGCUGUACCAGAUUCUCCUUUGAGUCCCACUUCAUUGGAAAUCCUUGCGGAGAUAAAGAAGGAACCUGCGAAACCACGAAAAAUCGUACGAAUAAUUAGUGGCAAGAAAGGCAAAGAAUCGUCGCGUUCAUCUGAGGAAGCCACUCCGAAGCUCAAAAGAGCUCCACCAGUGGUCGAUGCAGCUUAUGGUCGCCGUUGGUAGCUCAACUCUUAACAUUACCCCUCGAUAAUUGGUGGCUGCUCUUGGUCAGGUAAACAGCAUAUAGUUUGCAAAAGAGCCUUUUUGGAUUUAACAAACCUUCAAGUAGUUGGUUGUUCAUCAGGGCUCUGUUUAUAUUCUUUGUACAAAUAAAAAUUUCAUACACGGGGCGGCGUUAAUUGGGUUUUUUUGAGAUGGAGUUCAGGAAUGCCUUUUCAGUUGAUGGUUUUCUGUACAAUCCUCAUUGCGCAUACAUCAAUGCAUUUUAUGGCAUUGCAAGAGCCGAUGGAGUGAAUGAACCUAGAGAAUAUAUUCUAUUUGGAGACUCUUCAGUGGGAAUCCGUUCGUUCUGCUUAAGGCCACUUGUUGUUCGGAGCGAGCACCAAGUUCAAAAGUCUUGUAUGAGAGCGGGAUAAUUCAGUAGUAUUUAAUGCCAAGCUACUUGCUUUGGCUAAUAGUAAUGCUAGUGGGCUUGUUUUUGUCCCUGGCUCUUUAUCA